GUUAUCAAGCACAACACUCCCUCCUCGUUGUGGGUCAUAAUGAAUCGAAAGGUGUAUGAUGUGACGAACUUCCACAAGAAGCAUCCCGGUGGACCAGGUGUGUUGCUGCAGAUGGGUGGCAAGGAUGCAACUGCAGCAGCAGCUGCUGCUCACAAGAGCAUACUGCCUGCAAACCUGAUGUGGGAGUUUUGCAUCGGGUACAUUGUCAGGACAAAACCACAGGAGGGGGCAGUGGCGCCGCCUCCUGAAAGCAAGACUCCGGUACAGAAGAAGGCGGCAUCCCCCACGAAAGAGGCAUCUCCUCGCUCAUCGAAUGUUGACAAGGUGAAGAGCGAGGUCAAGAGCAUCGCGUCAUCAGCUCAAGACGGACUCAGCGACAUCACAGAUGCAGAGAGCCCGCUUGCAAAAGCGAGAGCAAAAAACAAGCGUCGCUCCCCGCCAUCCUUCGUUGCGGACGUGGAGCGUCUGCUGACGCGGCCCGUGAUGCCCAGCAAGCAGAAGGACGUGUUGCAGAAGCAGAAGUCCAACAACAGCGUUCAGGCUGAAGGGAGAGAGGAGGAAAGCCCGGAAGCGGCUUGCGAAUCUCCAGAUGUAAAGCCGGAGAGGUCCUUCACAACCAUUAUGGAAGAGAUGGACUCUGAAAUCUUACCGCUCUCCGACGAUGCCCUCGGACCUCCGGAGCCUUCGCCGCAGCCUGGGGGACUCCUCUGCUUCAUGAACUCGACGGCUUGCUGGAGUGGUGGUCGACCUUCAAAGGUCGAGAUGCCAGAGGACAAGGUGACAGGAGAUUGGUCUUUGUCGUAG
This is a messenger RNA of Symbiodinium sp. CCMP2456, 804 nucleotides long. Lineage: Eukaryota; Dinophyceae; Suessiales; Symbiodiniaceae. The record is from the annotation of a GenBank genome assembly.